AUGGUCACUUGGGCCGCCUUGCUGACGGUAUGCAUAUGGAUACAAACACAGACUGCCUCAGGACAGCACAAAUGUCCUUCUACCUCUCGCACACAGGUGGAUUACUCUGUAAAAUACCCCCUCCCCUACUUCCAGACAGACAAACCCAUUCAAAACAUAGCAGUUAACACGAUCCCCGACCAGCCCGAGGUUUAUGUUGCAAGCCAAAAUGUAAUCGAGGGAGUUAAUUUUACUUUGGGGAAAAUAUGGGAGGUGAAGACUGGACCUGUUGGCAGUGCUGACUGUGAAACCUGUCAGGCGUGUGACAUAGAAACAGAACCUGAAGCUCCAGUGGAUACAGACAAUGAGGUUCUGAUUAUGGAUUUUGCUGUUUACCCUUUUCCGUACUUGUACACUUGUGGGAGUACCCUACAUGGGAUCUGUCAUUUCAUGGAGAUUGACUCAUCAAAACCAGUGCCCAAGUGUUUAUAUAAAAGAGGAAACAACUCUCCAACCUUCUGUCCAGACUGUGUGGCCAGCCCACUUGGCACCACAGUGACUAUAGUGGAACAGGCAUUCAUAUCGCUCUUCUUCGUAGCAGCCUCUGUCAACAGUGAGGUGGCACAGAGGUAUCCCAGGAGGUCGAUAUCAGCCAUGAGGCAGUUUUCUACUGAGGAUGGAUUUGAGGUGGUCAGCAAGGGCCUGACGGUGCUUCCCAGUUUGCAAGACUCCUACAAGAUUGAAUACAUCUACAGCUUCUCCUCCAAGGACUACGUCUACUUCCUGUCUCUGCAGCGAGAAAACCCAUCGAGAAGCAACUCUGCUUUUCAGACUCGUCUAGGUCGACUUCCAGUUGCAACACCAGAGGUGUGGAUGUACAGAGAGGUGGUCUUGGAGUGCAAGUACGAUCCAAAGCGCAGGAGAAGACGGAGAGACGUGUCAAAGGACAUCGUGUACAAUGGGUUACAGGCGGCACACUUAGGGAAAGCAGCGAAAAAGUUGGCUGAUGAGCUGAGGGUGAGCGAAACCGAAGAUAUUCUGUACGGGGUUUUCGCGGAGAUGAACGAGAGCGGUGAACCUCAGAGGAGCUCGGCCUUGUGUGCCUUCCCUUUGACUAGAGUGGACCACGUCAUUGAUGUGGGCGUGGAGGCCUGCUGCAAGUCAGGGCCAGAGCAGCUGUCCAGAGGUCUCUGUCACUUCCAGCCGUGUGAGAGCUGCCCACAUGAGGUGAGUAACUCUUUUUUUAAAUGGUAGAGGAACUGGGCAAAGGUCUCUUUGCACCCAGACAGGAAGUGACCUGUCCAGACAAACAUUGUGUAAUGGAGUACAUGAGAUUGGUUUAUCAUUAAGGGUCCAUUUUAGAUUGGCUUGAGCAGUGGGGGAAACUCAGAAGAAGAGGAAAACAGAAACACUCUUUUAGGGAAAAAAGGGUUAAAGAGGACUUGACUCAACUGGAUUUUUCAUAGUGAAAAUGUUUUUGAAGCGUCAAACUUUCUUCAGGACUUGCACAGAUUUGUCUUUUCCUUUAAAAUCACUGUUCUUCAUCACACACUACACUCUCUACCUCUCUGCAAGAGAUAGUACCUUUGAGACUGCUCAAAGAACACAAAUCCAGACUCCUUACAUAUUGUUCACCUUUGGCAACUCUGCCAAAGGGGUGUGUAAGUGUGUGUAUGUGUGAUUGUGUGUGAGAGAGAGAGAGAGAUGAGAGAACUGGGAGGGGUGGAUGAGUCAGUUGUGUGACCUGAACGUUGCCACACCAUCUUUAUGCUCUGUUAAGUUUCAGCCGAAGAGAACUGAGUAUUUACAGCACUGAGGUUUGAUAUGGAAACUUCAAUCAGAGAUUUUUCCCUCUUUUUCGUUUUCCAAUCAUUAUCAAACACUUCAGCCUCUGGUUGUGAUGAGAAACUUGGUCAGAUAGCUGAAAAAAAAAAACACUCGAGUUCACUUUGAAAACAACCUAAUUGAGAGGAGCAUUCAGCUUUGGCACUCUGCAAAAUAAUAAAGGUGUGGUCUUGUUUCCCUUCAUGGAGUUCAAACUGCGUCCUUUGAGCCCUCACAGCCGUGUGCACACCUCCAGGAAUGUGUGCCAAGAAACACAGUUAUAAAUCCUGCCGAUAAAAAGGUGGAAUUCGAAGGGGAGGGACAGCGUUGGACAGUGCCUGGCUUUUUACGCUUUUGUGUUUGUGCAGAAAAGAGGAAGAGUACUCAAUAGAUGCUGGGAAGCGGAGAGAAUAACAAAUCUGCUUUAUGAAUUAACAGUGAUUAGAGCUGCCAUAAAACAGCCUUAAAGUUAAUGAAGUUUGGUUAAUGCAUUUUGAAACUGGGUUUAUUUUGAGAUAAUCCUGAAAUGCAUGUGAGUUCAAAGAUCAAAAGAAGAGAGAAUAAGGCAUAGAAAUAGUGGCGAGCACAAAGGGACAUGCUGAGGCAGGUCGGCUAAAUUGCCCUGGGAAUGUUUACAAGGAAAGUUUACCGUAUGUUAAACUUUUUCUUCUCUGAAUAAUUACACUUUAUUAACAGAAGGGACUCAUCCACACACAUCUGUCAGCUUCUAUAAGAUGUGUGAGUUAAGUGUGGAAAGUCCGUUUUUUCAGUGGUUGACAGUCACUGCCAUAAAAAAGAAAAAACAGUUACUAACUCAACAUGCAAAGCUGAAGUCACUGCUGUUUUAUGACCUCACAGCUUGUUACUUUGACUCCAAGCAAAGCUGAACCACUUCCUCCCUUUGAAGAGUGAAUUAAGACCGUCUCUCUUCGCUCAUUUCCCCUCCAGCACAAGUACAUGCAUGUUGUUUAUGAGUGUGGAGAUGCACAGAGGCCGAAGCUUCUGGUCUUCUAUGCAAAUGUUGUCGCCGCUCCUGCCUAACACGCUUGUUUUGUUCGUUUUUCUUUCCUCCAGAGUUCUGAAGGUAACGUCACAUGCACCGCCAAACCCACUCUGGUGUCAAAACCGUACAACAGACUGGACUUCUUCAACAGGCAGAUGAGCGACGUCCUUUUCACUUCUGUCCUGGUCACGACUAUCGGGGAUCAGACCAUUGGUCACAUUGGUACUUCAGAUGGACAGAUACUGCAGGUAGAAAAAUGCCUGAGGAUAAAAAAAGUAGAAUCCAAGUACUGAUGAAACAAAAGUAUCUCAAGUUUUGUUCGGUACUUAUAAGUAGGGGUGUCUUGAUACAACUUUUUCACCUCCUAUACGUUUCAAAUAUUGUAGGCUUCAAUAUUGGCUGAUACUGAUAUUGAUCUGAUAUUAGCACAAACUUGUGCAAGACAAGUUUUGCACUCAGCUGCAACGUCUUUGACUCCAGAACGACUUUGAUGAAAAAUACUGCCACAGGGCCGACAUAACUCCUACUCCUUUGUACUUUGUUAGUACCGCAGUCUAACCUGUCGUUGUGAUCACGUGGGCUGUACUUGCUGGAUCAAAGCGCUGAUAGAUAGAGGUGCUGAAGCGGAGUCUGGAAUGGACUGCUUAUAUCUGAGAUUUUAGAUGCAGGCUGAUAUAAUCUGAUAUUCAAUUUUUGCUGAUAUCAGCCAAUAUCCAAUAUCAAUGUCAUAUCGGGACAUCCCAACUUAUGAGCCUUGCAUGAUUUGUGCAUGUUAACUGACAAAAAAAUGAUGUGCAAGUGUCUCCUGAAGAGUAUUUCCCACAUUACCUCUUUGCUUUGUCGUUUCUAGGUGAUUCUCAGUAUGAACACACCGAUUGUUUUUGCCAACUAUUCCCUCGAUGGAUCGGCAGUGUCUCGGACCGCAGCUGUGUACUCAGAAGAUUCGCUUCUCUUCGUAGUUGGGAAUAAGGUAAAAUAGGAGGAAUAGAAUCUAGAUAUUUCCUACCUUGUAAACUUAAAGGUGCAGGGUAUAGAAAUGGGAAUACCUAGAUUUUACAUUAAAACACAUUUCUAUUCCCCCCAGCUUUUGUUGGUAAAACUCCAAUCUGAGCCAAAUAUCAGGCAAUAGCAUACCCUUGUUUUUUACACCUCUCUUAUUGACUGUUUUGUCUUUUUCCAGAUGUUCAAGGUGCCCUCUGCAGGACCAGGGUGUGCACAUUUUACAACAUGCUCCAAAUGUUUGACGGCUCCGCUCUUCAUGAACUGUGGCUGGUGUUCGGGAACUUGCUUGAGGCAGCAUGAGUGUUCCUCACAGUGGAACAAAAACUCUUGUGCACCUGUUAUAACAGAGGUAGAUCUUCUGGUGAUAAGCCACUGAAUGAAGUUAACCAAUCAUGAUCACUGAGUUGCAUUGAUUGUAUUUUGAUGCUGUAUUUUGAUCGCUUUCACCUUUUUUUUCGGUGCAGUUUUUCCCUAAAACUGCUCCUGCUGGCGGUGAGACGGAGGUGACACUGGUGGUUGGGAGUUUCUGUCUCCUUGGCCUUUAGCAGUCGCCAGUAGUGACACCCACAUUAUCUCAGUGAGCAAUGGGACCUUCUGCACUGUCCUUCCUGAGAGGAGCAGCAGUAAAAAGUGAGUGGCAGAUUCAAUAAUAAAUUCUGGUUUAUCAAAACUUGUCCUCCAGCAUCAGACCCUUCACUCCUAUUACUAUUUUUCAGACCUGUCCCCUUUUUUAGUUGUAGCAUUUAUAAAUAAGAUAUUUCACUCAGAUUUUUUAUUUUGUCUGACAGAUGUAGCUGAGAAGUCUCUAAAUCAAGUUUCGUAUUUCCCUCAUACCAAUCAUUAGGAUUAUAUAAAAUAUAAUUUUCAGCUAGUUUCCUUUUUUAUUACUCUGAUUUAUUUUUCACUCCAAAGAGCAGGAAAUCCAAAACUAUGGCUUUACCAGCAUCCUGAAAUCAUUCAGGCGAGACAGUACGUGGCAGCUGACAGUCAAACAGAGGGUGUCUACAAACAUACUUUCUGCAUACAUCACCUUUAACAAAAGUUAGUGGAUAUAUUGGGAUUGAUUGGUUGAGCAACAUGUUCAGGAAUUCAAAAUCCAACAAAGCUGUACAAACAGGCCUCUAAAGGAAAAGUGUACCUGCAUGAGAUGUGCUCAAGCAGACCCAAAGUCACAAGACCUUCAAGUAAACAUAUGAUAGAAAUUUAUCUAAAAGAAACAGUGUUGUCAGACUUCUUUGUAUCAUUAAGUUUUAAUAUUAAGAGAAACUCAUAGACUGUAUAUAGAAUGGCCGCCGUCUGCCUCCUUGCAGGGUAAAGCCAGUGAAAACAGCACCCUCUGGUGACGGGCUGCAGUAUAGGUCAUAAAUCCUGCCUCCUCCAACAAUCCCUAUGGAGCUGUGGACAAACUUUAGAAAUUAAUUGCACAGAAUAUACAUUUUUCUCACCCCUAAUUGCGAUGUUGACAUGGAGUUACUUUAAGACUGGUUUGAGCUCAAGUCCUCUUUUUUCUGUACAGCUCCAUUUUUAAAAGUUAUUAUGAUUGACACUUGAUACAGCCUAUGAACGUAUGAAGAUUGUGCAGCAGAUACACUGUUUGAGCCGAGUGUCAUCACAGCGACUCUAGCGCCGAAUGCGUACAAUGCUACAGCGUAAUGUCGAUUUCAGGAAGUGGAGAAAAAACCCUGAAAUACUGAGAGCUUUUCGGCUUCAAAUCCGUAUACAGGCGGGAGGCGUAACCAAGUUGUCCAUAGUAUAAACAGUCUAUGGAGAAAUUUAAACGAUCUGAGUCUGCAAUCAGACUAAUGUGAUGUAAAUGCACUUAUGCCUUACUGUCAUGGUUAUAGCAUUUAGAUUUUGUUUUAACAUCUCUUCAUUUGCUAAUGUUCUCUUCUGUCAGACAAAACCCUACCCCAGAGGAAAGCUUCAUCUAUUCCUUAUUGUGUCUUUAAUACAGACUGGUGUGCAGGACUAAAGAGAUCAGUCCAAACAACAACCUCACCAUCACUCUGUACGUGCAGGAGAGAGAGGGGCAGAGCAGAUACUCCAUCGAUGGUACCGCGGAAAUGUCUGGUUUCUCUGUUGUGGUGAGAGAGAGCUCACGGUUUAAGCAAUUUAAACCAAUCAAGUAUAUUUUUGGUAACAUUCUAUAUAACUAUAUAUUGCUAUAUGUGUAUAUUUUACUUUGAUGUCAUCAGGAGCCAAGCAUAACAGAGAUCCGGCCUGACUUUGGACCCGUGUUUGGAGGAACAACGGUUACACUGACAGGCAGAUACCUCGACUCUGGCAUCAAGAGAGAAGUCUUCUUCGCUGACAAAAAGUGCAACAUUCAAAAGUAAGAGACUCAGCCGACUUUUUUGACUGUUUUUUAGAACAUGACAGGUAAAAAUAUUCAAUGACUUCAAAAUUGUACUGUGUUGUUAGAUAUUUUAAAAUUGUCCACAUUCAGUGAUCUUGACAGCUACUCUUUUCAGUGUCUCUACAGGUAAUGGGGGUUUAUCUUCAAUCGUCUGCACCACAGCCUCUGCAGCAGGUGUGGGGACUGUACCUGUAAAAGUUAUCAUCGACAAAUUCGAGGUGGAAACCACCAAGACAUUCCUCUACAAGGAAAACCCUGUCAUAACCAAAGUGGAUCCUCUCUGCAGUUUCCAAGGGUACGACACAACCACCGAGCUACGUCAAUUUCUAAAAUACCUAUCAUACCUAUUAUAUUAGUUAAUACUUUUAUUGGAAACUUCCCUUUUCUAUGCAGUGGCUCUAAGAUGGUGGUACAAGGUCAGAAUCUUGAUUCUGCACAUAAAACUGUGAUCCAGUACACUUCAAAAUCAUCCCAUGUCCAGCCUUAUCAACGUGUAAGUUUACUCUGAUUGCUUCUUAUGUGUGAAAUUUAUAAGAUUUAUAAGUAUAAAUGAUCUACUUAAAUAAGAUCAAUUAUUUAAAAGGGCGAAGUAAGAUAAAUGCAAAAAGAGAGAUUGAGAAUGGUCGGCUUGUGCUUCAUCUCCAGUUGAAAGUUGCUUUUUUAUUACACCAGACUAUCAAACCAGUUUUGAUUUCAAACAAUAUUUCCCCUCAGGUCUGCAGCGGUACAAAGAAUGCAACACAUAUGGUGUGCUGGGCCCCUGCUUUUCCUGAGGAAAUGCCUGAAGAUAAGUCAGAGACAGGAGAGAUUUCUAUUCACAUGGAUGGAAAGAGGAUUUUCUUGAGGAAACGCUUCGACUAUCACCCCAAUGUCAAAGUUAUUCCAUUUGAAAAUGAUGAUCAUUUAUUACCUCUAAAACCAGGAGAAACAGAGGUUUCACUCCAUGUACGUUUACACAGUGACAGUCCUUUACACCCACUGUAUUUAUGUAACUAAGAUGUUAAAUUAACAUCAAAUUAAAACUUGUACAAUGCUAAUAUGAAUAGCUGUGCUAUCCUCACCAUUAGUUAAAGGGAUAUUCUGGCCUAAAUUUCAGUUAGGGUCAAACACACCGUAACACUGAGUUAAACACCCCCUCGAGAGAUGAAUGUUGCCGACCGCUUGCUUAUCUAGUUAUACAAACUUUAGUAAUGACCGCAUGAUAGCAAUACAGAGAGCCACGCGCUCAACAAAAAAGCCACUCUAUAGCCAUAAAUAAUGCUCAGAACAGCACCUAACUUCAUCAAUAGUACAUAUAGGGUCCCAGCUGUAGUACUAGCCACCAAACAUCUUUUUAACUUUGCCUAAUUUCUUUAGCAGAGAGACUAAACACAACUCAUCCACUCUUCUCCAGCAGCCUCUUGUUUGUUGAUUAAGCCCUGACGAGUCGAUCACCGAGUGCAGUGGAGUUUCGUAGCCCAAGGAAGAACAUUUAUGAUUUUUACUUCUUGGAAAUGUAAUCAGACCGAGACACUAAGGCAGAAGAACUACCGUGUCUGCAGUGCAAAAUUAUUAAUAUGAUAAUUAUCAUGGAAAUGAUCCGCUGCACUCCUUGAUACUUGAUUUGUCAGGGCUCCCCCACAAACAGGCGGCUGCUGGAAGAGAGUGAGUGAGUUGUGUUUAGUCUCUUUGCUACAGAAACCAGGCAAAGCUAAAAAGAUGUUUGAUGGCUAGUACUAUGACUGGGACCCUAUAUGUUCUGUUGAUGAAGUUAGGUGCUGUUCUGAGCAUUAUUUGUGGCUAUAGAGUGGCGUUUUUUUUUGCAUGCGGAAAUGUAGACCGCUGUUUAUUGCUAUCGUGCGGUCAUUGCUGAUGUUGGUAUAACUAGAGAAACAAGCAGUCGGCAACAUUCAUCUCUCGAGGAGGUGUCUAACUCGGUGUAACGGUGUGUUUGACCAUAACUUAAAUUUACCCCAGAAUAUCCCUUUAAGUAAAAAAGGUACCCAACUUACAAAUUUCCUUUCUGUCUUGCAUAUUUUACAGCAUAGUAAACUCAAUACAGUGAGCACAUGCAUGAAAAUCAUUAUGACCAUUGGUGGCGUGAACUGCAAUGCCCAGGUUCUUCUCAAUGAACUGACCUGCAGGGUUCCCAAAGGGCUUGUUAUUCCCAGUGAAGGACUGCCUGUCAAGGUGAGAGAGACUGUUUCAAAAUCACCAAUAUUAACAAACACCACUUAGGAAAACUGAUGCAGAGUAAAACAAGCUGUACCAUCUGCUCCACUCCUGUAGGUGUCUGUGAAUGGGGAAGUUUACGACGUGGGUACAGUGGUAAACAGUGACACCAGCCAGACCAGUGUGAUCAUUGGAAUAGUUCUUGGCAUCCUGGCUGCUUUGGUAGCAGGUGCUGGGCUCGCACUAGUGGUGAUGAUUAAUCUGAGGAAGAAAAAGAGAGGUAAGAAAUAGCUGUGAUUUACAACUUCUACAGGAACGUUGCAAAUACUAGUUUGAUUUUUUCAAUGUUAUAACACAUUUUCCUCUGUUUACUCUUUGCUUUUUUCCCACUCAGUCAUCUGUGUUUUGUGAUAAUAUAUUUUUCAUUUUCAGCUGAAAUAGAGAAUCGUUUAUCAACAAUGCUCUCUGUGAACCGCUCAAACAACAGCCAAAACUCCUCUCCAACAGGUGACUAUAGGCGAGGUGAGACACCUGAAUUUAUGUACUAUUGAAUCUCUUUUAAAGCUAUGUCUCCUGUAGCCAGUUAUUUUUCUCUUUAUCUUCCCUUUACUUCAUCCUUUCACUUCACAUGGAUCCUAUAAAUUAUUAUGUUGCUGCUCGGCCCGACCCUGUGCAUGUUUUUUCUUAUUUCAGACAUGUAACUGGUCAAGAUCACUAUGUACUGUAUAUACGAUUAUAAUGCAUGGAAUAAUAAAAGUGUAGAAUUUGUAUGCAAAUUUAUAUAAUAAUAAAACAACAUCAACAGAGAAAUAUCCACGUUAUCUAAUUCUGGGCAUCUGCCAUUGAAACAAUGAUAAUGGUCGACUGCUGCUUAAACAUUAAGUGAGUUUCUCCUGGUUUGUUCCAGUUGAUCUGACCCAUCAAACUUCAGGUUCAGGAAUGGCUUUCCAAGGGUUGCUGUACGCUGCCAGCUAUGAUCAUUUGUCCAUCCCUCUGAUGCCACGGGACAACGUCUCCAUGGUCAGUCUGAGUUCUGAUCUUCUCGAAGAAGUCAAAGACGUCCUGAUCCCUGCUGACAUGCUCAGGAUAGAGGACAGUCAGAUUAUCGGCAAAGGUGAAUUUAGUGCAUUUUUAGACAUUUUUGUUUGACUUUGGUUUUUCUCAUCAAGUAUUAAAGAAAAAGCACAUUUCCCUCUCAUUCAUGCAGGUCAUUUUGGAACAGUUUAUCACGGGUACCUAAUAGACAGCAAUAAGCAAGAGACCCACUGUGCCGUCAAAUCAUUAAACAGUAUGUGAAUCCUCAUUUCACUGUUUAAAUCAUCACUGUAUUCUAUAUGUACAUGUUCACAGUAUAUGUUGUGCUGACAGGGAUCACAGAUUUGGGGGAGGUGGACCAGUUUCUCAGAGAGGGCAUCAUCAUGAAAGGUUUUCACCAUCCAAACAUACUGUCCCUGCUGGGCAUCAUGCUUCCUAAAGAGGGGCUCCCUCUAGUGGUGCUUCCUUAUAUGAAGCAUGGGGAUGUACGGCAUUUCAUCCGCUCUGAGAAGAGGGUAAAGUACACAACAAAUCUAAGACCCGUAGAUCAUAAAUAUUUGCAUUGUUGAGUUUUUUUUAACUACUUCAGAUCAUCGGCUUCGUAGGGGUUAAGCUCUGUUAAAUAUCCUCCCCAGAACCCGACUGUGAAAGACCUGGUUGGCUUUGGACUCCAGGUGGCUAAGGGUAUGGACUAUUUAGCCCAGAAGAAGUUUGUCCACAGAGACCUGGCUGCACGUAACUGCAUGUGAGUGUGAAUAAUUAAAUAUAAUAAUAAUAAUAAUAAUAAUAAUAAUAAUAAUAAUAAUAAUAAUAAUAAGCUUAAUACUACCACCUCCAAUUUGAGCACUGACAUCAGUAGAAAAGCUUUGUAAAUCCAUGUGAUGUCCUUUUAACUUUCUUUUCUUAUGCUGCUUUUGCUGUUCAUGGAUGUCUUCAAGACUGAUUUAAAAUAUGAAGCAUGGCGCAUUGUUUUACUUUCUUAAAAGUAUUAGUGGUUCUUAACUGGUCUCACUCUGGGACCCACAUUUUCCCAUGGUCCUUAAGUCAUCACCCACUUGUCUCGAAUUCAAACCAAGCAAAUUUAUUUUUUUAAUAAAAAAAACCUUUAAAGGCUCAAAUCUUUAACAUAAAUACACCCAUUUUAUUGAGUAAAGUGCAUUUCAGAGCACAUGAACUGAGGACGACAACUACAAUGUGGUAAAACGCACAGAAAGCUUCCUCUUGUUUGGAGCAAGCUGCUGUCAGACACUUCUGUGAAGUCCACAGCUUCUGGGGUCGUCUCUGAAAAAACUCCACUGCCUUGUCUUUAUAUGCGGGAUGUUUUGUUUCCAAUUGGCACUACAGUUUGGAUAGUUUCAUGCUCUCACUUGCAAGCACCUCGCUACAUAUUACACAUUGGGGUUUGUGUCCCUUAUUAUCCUUGAUGAACAAAAAUCCACAUUUCAAAUAGCCUGGGUCGUAUUUAGGCUUUGCCAUCUUACCUCCUCCUCGCAACACAAACUGAGCGUCGAGUUAAUGGUUGUUACCUUGGCUACCAAGCCUAUGACAUGUCAAACAUCAGUUGGCAUUUAAUAUUUAUUUUUUUGACAAGCUGUACGCGACCCAUCCAGAACGUGUCCGCGCCCCACUUUUGGGGCGGGACCCACCAGUUGAGAACCACUGCUGUAGAUGACUCCAGGAUUUAUUGUAGCAUGGCUUGAUAAGAAGUUCUGUCGUUUCAGGCUGGAUGAAACCUUCACCGUGAAGGUUGCUGACUUUGGGAUGGCGAGGGACGUCUAUGACAAAGAGUACUACAGCAUUCAGGAUCAUAAACGGGCGAAGCUGCCGGUGAAGUGGAUGGCUAUAGAAAGUCUUCAAACACAAAAGUUCACUACAAAGUCUGAUGUGGUGAGUAUAUGUUCACCUGCAUGCUAAAUUCAGGCUUGUUACUCCUGCUAUGCAUGUAUCUACAAAACUUAUUUCUAUGUUUCCUAGUGGUCCUAUGGCAUCUUAAUGUGGGAGCUGCUGACCAGAGGUGCGAGCCCGUAUCCAAAUGUGGACCCUUAUGACAUUACACACUACUUGUUGAAGGGACGCCGGCUUCCUCAGCCUCAGUUUUGUCCUGACACUCUGUAAGAUUCACACACAAUCACAAAACAAUUUUGUUAACCCUUUAGGAGACUUCAGUGUCUUCAUCUUCCUCUUUCCCGUUUCUCCAUCCUACAGUUACUCUAUCAUGCUGACAUGUUGGGACCCAGAGCCUGAAUUCAGACCGAGCUUUAGCAGCCUGAUGUCAGAAGUACAUCACAUCCUGUCCUGUCUGGAAGGAGAGCACUACAUCAGUCUGAAAGUGAACUACGUCAACUUAGACCAGCCGAGGCCGUACCCAUCCCUGACCGAAUCUGCAGAUGAGGCUGAGGCCUCGGACUCUGAGACAGACAAUCAUUCUGCCAGCUGAGGGUUUUAAGACCGAUCUGAAGUUGGACAAAACAAACAAAAAGCCCCGACUUAGCCUGGAUCUAUUUAUACAUUUCAGAGAACGCAGAUGCACGAGAUGCUGACUUUUAUGACACUGUAGAGGCUGCAAACACUUAAGUGGAAUGGAGACAAAAUCAAGCUGGAAGUCCUCCGUUCUUCUUCUUCUCUUAAUUUUUUUACAUUUUCUGUACUCCUGAUUCUUGGUGGAUCGCAGGGAGCUGGAACCAUUCCUUGCAGGGAGCUGACAGAGAUGGCGUCACCCACUUUCAUGUUGCAGGCACAAGGUUUGAACCCAGAACCCUUUCGCUGUGGGGAAACAGCGCCCAUCAAUAACCGCUGAAAGUGUUUAUUUAUGCCAUGAGAGAGAUAGCGUGUUGAGAAAGUGAGUGAGUGUUUGUGUGUUCCAACAUCUGAAGCACACGUGCAUGUGACAAAUUGAAUGUAAUAUGUGCUUUUUGUUCUCAUAUUUGUUCAAUAAGAUGUAGGGUUACAUGAGACUAUAUUGCUGUUAUAUAAGUUUAUGUCUCUAGGCCAUUAUAUAAGACUCUUGGAUAAAAGGUCUAUAAAUGCUGAUGCUGAUAUGUGCUCAGGGUCGACAGUUUUUUCACGUUUUUCUUGCUUUUUCGGGAUAUCGUCUCUCCAGUCAGAAUGUUCCCUCGACAUGAGUGGCUGUGGACUCGUCAUACUGGUUACAGAAUCACUUGGUUGACUCUGGUUUUAAAGUACAGACACUCAGAAGCUCGGCAGCCAGUGGAUUCAUUUUGUUUGGAUAUUCACAGUCUCACUGAAACAAGUGGAGUUCCUCUCUCGGUCACUAGAGGGCGACUAAUGUCCUUUUCUAGCAUCUGCUGCUGCAAUGAUGCUCUGCACGACAGCAGCCAGCUUUCCACAAAGGUGUUAUGCAAACAACACACCUAGAAUUAUCAGAACAAACUACGUCAGUGUGUCUUUGUGUUCAUGCAACCUAGUUUGCAUCAAGUCUGUGUUUUUCUGCAUUAUGAUCUCCAUGACCGAGUUAACCCGAGGAUGCUAGGAUUGAUGUGCUGUUUUUUUUCCCCCCUAACUUUUAAAACUGACAAGAAUAUUUCAAAAUGACCAACAGGCUUUCUACCUUUUACACCUUUUUUCUUGCUCCAUGUUCCUUUCUCUCUCAGAAGACAGCCAAAUGUCAUAUUUCCUUUCUCUAUAUUGCACUGAAAGUUUUGUAAAAACGAUAAUUGAUUGUUAAUACUUGUUGUUGAAGAGUGUUUAACAACUACAGUCGCCUGUUUUCGAAUUAAAACUACUUGAAGAGUGGUCUUUCGUAGUAUUUUUGUGGGGUGUGUUGCUGUACAUAUGCAGAUCACUACAGCAAGCAAUAGCACAGUUUUUGAUGAAAGCGAAUCACCAAAGAAAAAAAGAUGCUGAAUGCAAUGACACUGGUCUGAGGUAGGGCAGCUCAUGUUCUCUACCAGAUGGAAGAACAAAAAAACCAAGUAUAACUUUACAGGUCUGAUAAUCAACCCAAAUAAAACGUCAUGCCUCUGCCAAAUCUGUGUACCUGUGUCUGUAAUACUCUAAAUCAGUUAUGGAUCCAUAAAGAGUUUUUGGUAAAACUUUACUUGACGCCUAUCUCUUUAACGCAUUAUAAAUAUAUGUAUAAUGGGUUAUAAUCAUGUUACAGCACUGUAGAACUAUAGUUAUAAACACUCAUAAAUGAUCAUAAUGCUUUAUAGCAAUAAUCAUAACACAUUAUAAAGCAUUUUAUCAUGAAUUACAAAGUCAGGUAUUAUAAUGUGUUAUAACUGUUAUCAACUUACUGACAAUGCCCACAUAGAUAAUGCAUGGUACAUAUAUUUAUGAUGUGUUAUAAUUAACUUAUAAACUUGUAGAACUAUCAUUAUAAACACUCAUAAAUUACCAUAAUGCUUUAUAACAAUAAGCAUAACACAUCAUAACACCUGACCUUGUAAGUCAUGAUUAAAUGUGUUAUAAUGUGUUAUGAUUAUUGCUAUAAAGUAUGAUGAUCAUUUAUGAGUGUUUAUAACUAUAGUUAUACAGUACUAUAACAUGAUUAUAACAAAUUAUACAUAUAUUUAUAAUGCAUUAUAUAGACAGACAUCAAAUAAAGUGUUACUGAGAUUUUUUUGUUCCUUUGCCUUCUGAUCCUGAAAAUGUGGCAGUAAUAAUGACGAGCUCUGGAUGUGUGCCGAUAGAGGUUUAGGAUUUGAAAAUGAGGCGUUCUCUUUAAUUAUUUUCCCUAUGAGACAAUCAUCCUAUUGGAGUUUUUCCUUCAUUUGAAUUAUUCAGGAGCGAGUACAGUGUGUAAUGCGCUUCAGUGAUCCAGUAAUAAAACAGGUUUAUUCCAUAAGGUUUUGUAUUUUUAUCCUAAAUGAUGAAGAGCUCAGAGGAAUGAGAAGGAAAGAGAUGAAGGUAAGGAUAGAAAAAAAACAGCUGCAUAUGAACCCACAGUGAGGGAAAGACACACUUUGUACCUAUACCUCAGCUUCCAGACGAUUGAGGUUGCUCUUUUUAGUGCCAUCAAAGUUCCUACCUUUCGUCAAUAACCAAAAGUCUUUAAACAAAGUGACGGAUUUAUUCUCUUAACUCUGUUUGAUGAAAAUUUGCAGUAUUUUUAUGUGGUUGACUUGUCUGUGUGGCUUCUGAGACUAUGUGAGUCUGUUACUGUUCAAAAAAGACUUUGGCACCGGAUGAAGACACAAGGAUUGAAGUCCAAACUGUGAAAUUAAAGUAAAAAACUGGCAUCUGCUAAACUGUGUUGAAAAAUAACAUGGUGGCAGUAGAGGGUUCUGGGACCAAUGUUAAAAUGAAUUGUUUGGACUGUGUUGAAAAAGCCGCUGGCAGCUUUCUUCGCUGUUAAAUGUUUCACUUCAGCUUCUUUUUUGGUGGGACUUUGACUCACUCCAAGUCACGGCCACACAUCCAUUAAAUAAUCAAUCCUCAAUCUAUGAAAAAUGUCAAGUAAACAGAGUGCAUGGUGGUAUAGAUUUUGAAAGUACUUCUUCAUUUUUAGCCAUAAAAGACUUAAACUCAAUGAGUUGCCACUCUGUUUUCUGUCUUCAUGCCACUUCGAAAUAUGUCAUCGCCCGUAUAAGAGCCACCCUGGAGACCGAAGUCUAGGUAUGCCCCUGCUUGGUAGGCACACAUUAACAAGGACAAAACAGAGACGGACUCUUCUUGACCUGGUAAAGGUUAAGCUCUGAGAUACAGGAUACUACACUUCCCAUAAUGCAGCAUCAAAGCACCUUUCAUUUGAUUCUGAUUGUGUAUUUUCCUUCGCUGAUACACUUCCAACUAAGCAAUAGACGACAAUUAGACGUCUAGUUUUUUUUAAGACCUUAUUUUAACUGUCUAGAUUUUGUAUAUUUUUAACUGUGAGUUGCAUAACUGAUCUCCAAGUACUUAACCACAAUAACCAAAAUAAAUAUAAUAGCCGUUGAGCAAUAUACAGUUAGACCUCUGUUAGCUGGCUAGCCUAAACUUGGACUAAAUUUAGACAACUAAAAAACUUUCAUUUGUAGACCUGUAGUAGCCUGAUUUUAGACCAGUCAUCUAGGCUACAUUUAGACGUCUAUUAGACCUCUUUUAGAUCCAAAAAUGUUCAGUGGGUUCAAAUGUGUGACAAACAUUGAAUUUUUGCAUUCUCUUGAAUCAUUUUCCUACAUAUGCUGAACAUUGAUGUAAGACUCCGUUUCUAAAGAUAUGCUUCACAGUGCUCAUGUAUGAUCCUGCCUGAUUCUAGACAUGGUUGUUUAUUGUUGAAUAACAGUUUUAAAGUCUUAAAUCGGUGACACUUUACAAUAAGGUACACAUAAAUUACUGUAGUUCAUGAGGAACUAAUCAAGAACUAAUGAGGAGCUAAUGAGUAGUUACUGAGGAACUGAGGUACAAAGACUUAGGGUGUAGUUAUUGAGGAACUAAAAAUUAACUAUUAGUUAAUGGUCAGUUCUUCAGGAACUCCUGACCAAAUUUCAAAGGAGUAGUUAAUGAGAAACUAAUAAUGAACUCAUGGAGAGGAUGUGCCAGGUUGUCUGGGACAGGAUGCAUGGCCAUGAUGACGUGAUGAUUGAGUACUUAUAAAUUAGUCCUUAUGAUGUCUUACUUUACUUUAAGGUACACAAAAAAAGGUAGGUAAUGAUUAAGUAAUAGUUCGUUCCUCAAUGACUAAUUUUUUCCUCGUUAGUUUCUUUUUAGGUUCCUCAUUUGCUCCUUAGUAACUAUUCAUUAGUUCUUCACUAACAACUCCUCUGAUAUUUGAUCAGAGGUGACUGAAACUCUGACCAUUAAUACUUGAUCUUGAUACUUGUUACUUGAUCGUUAUUUCCUCACUAACUACUUCUCUGAAACUUAAUCAGGGGUUACUGAGGAACUGAUCAUUAACUAAUAUCAUUACUUCCUCAGUAACUACUUUAAUUUUGUGUGUCUUAGUUCCUUAGUAACUACUCAUUAGUUCCUCAUUAGCUCAUCAUUACUUCUUCAGUAACUAUUGUAUAUUUGUGUAACUUAUUGUAAAGUGUUACCCUUAAAUCAUAUUUGGGUUCAGUUUCUCACUUGACUCUAGACUAAGGCAUUCUUGCUUAUCCUUUUAAUGGCCUUUAAAAUGCUUGUAUGAACAAUACUCAAAAGCAAAACAGUACAAAAGAUACAUGUGUUUGACUUUGAAUAAUAUUAGGGCAGGAAUGUGAUCAAAACAUCGAUUCCAGAUCGUGCAGAAAACAUCACAAGGGUUAGUUUCUGAGAAUUUAAAACACUCGUUCUGCAGACAUCACACCCUUGUUUUCACAGGCUGAAUUCUCUUCAGGCGAUGUUCAGUCUUUAAAAUUAAAAUUCAUCUUCAAAGAAAUCUGUGUCUGAAAGCACAGCUGAAUAACUGGUGGUGAUUGAACGAUUUGUCUUUGAAUAAGCUUACAGUUACACUGACACACACAAACAUGCAGCUCUCCAUCCAAACCCAGCAGCAGUGAGGAAAAAUAUCUGCACCGAACAAGCAGAGAGCAGAUCCCCAAAGUGU
Messenger RNA from Xyrichtys novacula (pearly razorfish), 16818 nucleotides. The record is from the annotation of a GenBank genome assembly. NCBI's taxonomy places the organism in Eukaryota, Metazoa, Chordata, Actinopteri, Labriformes, Labridae.